AAACAUCACCCAUGGAGUGUGCUCUCUUUUGUAUGUUCUGGAGCUGUUCAGGAAAUGGUCUAAUGUAUAUUUUACUUGCUCGGAAAAAAGAAAACCAUUUCACCCUACUCAAGAAGGCAAAAUACAUCAAGCAUGGUUGACUGAUUCAGAACCAGUGCCUAGCACUCAGGAUCUCAUUCAAGUAAUUUAUCACCAGUGUGAAUACAUUCAGCAUCUGGAGGCAGAAGUUAAGUUUUGCAAGGGGGAACUCUCAGAUAUGAAGCAAACUCUAACGGUGGUGAUGCUUGAAAAGGAGAAACUCAAUGAGGAGCUCAAGACAAGAACUUUUGGGGACACGCUUAAAGACUUCACCAUUUUUGACACCUCUACAAAUCUUUGUGAGACCAGGAUCACAGGUGAUUCUUCUUCAGCUUCCCCAGAAACUAAACAGCUGUCUUCCAGUCAAGCACCACCAUCAAUCUACAGCAUCGCUCAAGUCACAAAAUGGCAAAUGGAAAUGGAGAAAGUCAAUCUGCUGUACCAAGCUAAGGCUGAAGCAUUCGAGGAACAAACGUUAUCUCUAAGGAAGGAGUUAAGUGCUUCCCAACAAGAAAGUGAAGAUCUUAAAGAAAAACUACGACACCAGGAGUCCCUGAUCGCCUUGUCCCAGCAUGAGAUCGAGUUAGCACAGGCUCACGCUAACGUCCACCUGCAAGCUAAAGAGAGGCUGACAAAAGAAAGGGAUGAACUGAUCAUCAUGCUGACGUCACUGCGGACUGAGCUGGAUGAAUUUCAGCAGCGAGAAUUAAGUGCCUAUCAGCAGGUCAAGCAAGCUGUGGAGAUGGCAGAAGAAGCAAACUUGGAAAAAGUGAAGGCCAUGGUUCAGUGUGAGCUCCUGAGGAGUGAAAUUGAAAGGAAAAAAAAUGAAUUAAAAAAAGUGCUGGCCGCUGAGCAAGAAAAGAUAGCCAAAGUUCGGGACAAGACAAAGGAUGAAAUGAAAAGAGAAAAGCAGAAUAUGGAAACAACGCUAAUGAUAUUGUCGGAGAAAGUAAUGCGUCUCAAAUCCCAGACUGAAAAGCUGAAUCGGGAAAAAGAGUUCAUGACCAGUCAACUAGACGAUGCCCAAAAAAGCUCUGAAUCUCAAAAUGAAAAUCUGACAAAGGUAUGUGGAGAUCUAAGACAACAGCUAAAUCAUCUUCAGUUAGAGAGAAGUGGAGCAGAGAAAGAGCUACUGGAGAGCAGAACGAAGCACAUGAGGGAUCUUGAACUCAGGGAUCAGGAAAUUGAAGAACUCUGCCUCGAGAUUGGCAAGCUCAAGAAGCGUCUGGAGUGUGCCCAGCAGGACGUAGUCCAAGCAAAGGAAGAAUCCCUGCAAUUGACCGAGCUGCUGGACAGAUCAGAACAUCAGCUGCACGUCACCAGACAGGAGAAAAAAGCUGCAGUUCAGUCCUAUAGUGACGAAAUCAAGGUCCUGACCUUCCAGGCCCAGCUCCGUGAACAUGAGCUACUGCAGAAGAUACAUCAAAUGCAAGAGCACCAUAACAGAAGCAUUAAAGAAGUUGAAGCAGUUUUAAGUUCGCAAAGUGAAUUAAUCAUCAAAAUGAAGGGGGAAACUAAACGACUGCUGUUGUUACUGGAGCAAGUGACAGAUAAAAACAGGUCCGAAACUGGUGAACUUUCCCAGGAAAAUAUACAGCUUAAACAGGUGCUUAAGAAAUAUCAGAAGGAUGUGGAAGAGAUGCGCAUCCAGCACAGGGAAUGACAGGAAAAGAUGAAGCAGAGGCAAAUUCCACAGAGCAGCAAGUCGAGAUACUCCUGCUGAACCAGCCUCAUCGCCUACAGGUAUCUGUGAGCAGGCCUGCCCAUCUACUACCAUAAUCAAAAAAGGACCAGUGAAUGUACUCAUUGUGAUCAUCCUCCUUUUACCAGCUACGGGAAAUCCCGUCUGGCCCUGAUGACAUCACUUCUGGUUCCAACCCUGAUGACAUCACUUUCCAAUUUCCAGCCACUUUGAUGAUGUCACUUCUGGUCCCGCCUCUAUUGACAUCACUUCCUGUACCUGUUUUUAAAACCGCCAUUUUGUUCAUAUCAAGUCAGUUCUGUUCAGGUCUCGAACCUAUACACUACUCAUUGCUAUUUUGCAGCUAGGAAAAU
This is a messenger RNA of Erpetoichthys calabaricus (reedfish), 2133 nucleotides long. RefSeq names its product serologically defined colon cancer antigen 8 homolog. Gene Ontology annotation, cellular component: centriole; centrosome. The coding region runs from base 257 to 1741 and encodes 494 amino acids. The transcript is spliced from 17 exons. Gene Ontology annotation, biological process: centrosome cycle; tube formation; neuron migration. Lineage: Eukaryota; Metazoa; Chordata; Cladistia; Polypteriformes; Polypteridae. The record is from RefSeq and is a predicted model, not a curated record.